AUGAAGCUAACACGGGAGUGCCACCUCUCCGACAUUACGGUCCACGGCUACUCACCCGAGGACGCCCGGAGAGCUCUGACGAUCUGCCACGAGAUGAGGACGUUGGAAGCGGCGGGGGUCGGAGGUGUGGCCGCGGCGCAGGAGCUGACCAGACGCGUGCUGUGCGGGACGGGGGCGGUGGUUGGAGGGGGGGGGGGUGUCGCUGGGAUGGGAGAGCUUGGAGCUCGCUCUUUGCUGUACACUUUUUUCUCGCCUUCCGCAUGA
This is a messenger RNA of Ectocarpus siliculosus, 264 nucleotides long. Lineage: Eukaryota; Phaeophyceae; Ectocarpales; Ectocarpaceae. The record is from the annotation of a GenBank genome assembly.